Molecule: messenger RNA, 1667 nt
Organism: Tarenaya hassleriana
Lineage: Eukaryota; Viridiplantae; Streptophyta; Magnoliopsida; Brassicales; Cleomaceae
Product: RING-H2 finger protein ATL3-like
Exons: 2
Coding region: 654-1565 (303 amino acids)
Source: RefSeq, a predicted model, not a curated record
GAAUAAACAAUGCAAUCAAGCAUAGGAUUACGACGGCAACAUUAGAUGAAUUUUGUGAUUAAUUGGGAAAAAAAAUGGAGGGAGAAUGAGUAGAUUAAGUAGGAUGAAGUUGCUCCCCCACCCCAACUUCAUUUCAAUGGCGUAUGAACGUGGGACCGAUCUUUACUGAUGUCGUCUGUCUCCCUCGUUUGCCUCUUUAUCAUCCUUCGUAGCCGUCUCUGCCAUGGCUGACACCAGAGAGAGAGAGAGAAAGAACCCACAUUGCCUUUCGUUGGACAUAUCUCGUCUCUUUCGGCAUCUUUCGAUCUUCCCCCCAAAAAUCCUAGUUUUGGAUAGAACCCAUUGCUGAUCAUCCAAAAAGUCUCGAUCUUUUAGCUCUGCUUCUGCAGAUUUCGGCUCUGUCAUCGAUAAGUCCAUCUGGGUUUUGCUGGGGUUUAGCUCUUCUCAUCUGGGCACUCACCAAAUUAGGGAAAUUUGUAUUUUUUGCCUUGCCACUUUUCCUCUUGCUUUCUCCAAAAACCCUAAUUUGGCAUAAACAGUGAUCAGGACCCAAACCUUGAUCUUUCUGCCGGAUUUCUGGUUUCUUGUUCAGGGAUUCGCGCUCAAGUUGAAGAACGAGAAGAGAGAGAGAGAGAGAAACGCCAUAGCCAUCAAUGGAGGACGACGAUGGAUAUGCUCAUAGUUCCUUGUUCGGUAACCUAACGACCGAAGAACUCGCGAGCAAGAUAGUUCUUACAGCAAUCAUCGUUCUGUUCAUGGCGGUUCUGUUCGUUCUUCUGCUCCAUCUCCACGCCAAGCUUUACUGUUGGCGCAUGGACCAGCAACAACAGCAACAGUCACCCGCUCCGCCGCAGCUCACACGCCGCCAUCGCGGCCGUUUCAUCUUCGUCCCGGGCCUAGAUUCCCUGCGAAACACCGGUCUCAGUCCUUCUCAACUCAGUUCCCUACCCACUGUGGUUUUCAGACAAGUAACCUUCAAAGACGGACUGGAAUGCGCCAUUUGCUUGUCUGAGCUUGUCAAUGGCGACAAAGCAAGGCUGCUUCCGAACUGCAACCACAGUUUCCACGCUGAUUGUAUUGACAUGUGGUUCCAGUCUCACUCAACUUGUCCCAUUUGCAGAAACACGGUUCUUGGUCCAGAACAAGCCAGUUCGAACCAAUUUGAUCCUGUUUCAGACAAUGCAGCUGUUGCAGCCAGUACCAAUAACCAUGAUACUCAGUCUCCAAAUCCAAGUUCUUCACCUGAAUCUUCAAAUUUCCCCACCAAUGUAUUGGUUUGGGGCAGCCAGGAUCAGGUUAGCACAGGCAACAACAAUGCUGCACCUCUCGAAGAUUCUCGAGUUCAAGAGGCAGUUGUUGUUCUGGAGAUUAGCAAUGGAAACACAGGUCAAAACGCACCGUCCUCUUCUUCAUCCUCGACAAGGUUUCUUGUCGAGGAUGAAGAGCCGAAAUCUCCAAUGACGACGAGGCUGAGGUCUUUAAAGAGGUUUUUGAGCAGAGACAAGAGAGUGGCUUGUAGAAGUGGGAGUAGCUCCACUGCAUCUGCAUCUGCCACUGAUGCUUAAAGACUGUAACUUAGAUAAUGUCAGCUAAGAUUUGCCUGAAGAUGUAUGAAUUCUCUACUGUCUCGGCUCUUUUCUGGCUAUGUCUGAAAAGCUUUUAUUUUA